AGGGUUUCGUUUAUAUACGCGAAAGAAAGCAUCUUAAUCUUUGAUCCGUUUCAAAUAAACCGAAGGGCGGUGCACAUCACUGUACGCGGCUAUGGCGGGGAUGGGCGAUGGUUACGUGGGUACAUCCCAAGAUGCCGUGAGGAUUCGAAGGCUUGAGAAGCAGAGAGAAGCUGAGAGGAAGAAAAUUCAAGACCUCAAGAAUAAGACUGCUUCUUCCCAGGGCCAACCUGGUCUACUUCAGUUCGGUUCCAGUACUUGUGAGGUUCUGGAGACUGCAUUUAAGAAGGAAACAGUUGGUUUGGUAACCAGGGAGCAAUAUGUUGAGAAGAGGGUUAAUAUUAGGACUAAAUUUGAAGAAGAGGAGAAGGAGAAGUUGCAGAAAUUGCAAAAGGAAGAGGAGGAACUUCAAGCACAAAAGAGGAAGAAGAGGAAAGUGAAGGGAAAUUCUCGUUUAUCCUUUUCUGAGGACCCUGUGGAGGGAAGUGAAGAGGAAGAGGAGGAGAACAUAAUCAAAGAUUCUAAAAAGUCUGGAUGUGGCAAAUUUGGUAAAGAUCCUACAGUGGAGACAAGCUUUUUGCCUGAUAGUGAGCGGGAGGCAGAGGAAAAAGCUGAACGUGAAAGGUUAAGGCAACAAUGGCUUCGUGAACAAGAGCAAAUAAAAAAUGAGCCUCUCGAGAUCACAUACAGUUAUUGGGAUGGGACUGGUCAUAGACGAAUCAUCCAAGUCCGUAAAGGUGAUGCCAUAGGUGAGUUCCUCAGGUCUGUUCAGCAGCAACUUGCUCCUGAGUUCCGAGAGGUUCGCACGACAUCUGUUGAAAAUUUGUUGUAUGUGAAGGAAGAUUUAAUCAUUCCACAUCAACAUAGCUUCUACGAGCUGAUUGUUAACAAAGCUAGGGGAAAAAGUGGUCCGCUCUUCCACUUUGAUGUGCACGAGGAUGUUCGAACCAUUGCUGAUGCAACAAUAGAGAAAGAUGAGUCUCAUGCGGGUAAAGUAGUUGAGAGACAUUGGUACGAGAAGAAUAAGCAUAUAUUUCCCGCGUCUAGAUGGGAGAUAUAUGACCCAACAAGGAAAUGGGAGCGUUACACCAUUCAUGGCGACUAAUGGCUGGCUGAGAGAUAUUUGAUUGAAUUGUUCUUGUUUUUAUGAGAUAUGGAAUGAGAAAUGCUUUUUACAUUAUUAUGUAGAACAUGAAUGACCUUCCAACCUCCAUAUAGAGAAAUGCAAUGCAUUUAUUUUGUUUGUUAGAUGAUGGAUCCAGAGUGUGUUGGUGGUAAUUGCAUUGCAAAUGCAUUUGUUGACUAGAAAGAAAGUAUUUUUUUUUUAAAAACAUUAAAUGGAAUAUGUUUGACUAUUUCAUCCUU
Impatiens glandulifera is the source of this 1362-nucleotide messenger RNA. RefSeq names its product protein XAP5 CIRCADIAN TIMEKEEPER. Gene Ontology annotation, biological process: chromatin organization. Gene Ontology annotation, cellular component: nucleus. The record is from RefSeq and is a predicted model, not a curated record. NCBI's taxonomy places the organism in Eukaryota, Viridiplantae, Streptophyta, Magnoliopsida, Ericales, Balsaminaceae. The coding region runs from base 92 to 1102 and encodes 336 amino acids. The transcript has 12 exons.